GCCAAUGUGUACAGGUAAGGGAUACAAAGGUAAUGCCUCUUUCUUACAUUUCUUCCUCAUCUUCGUGAAAAAAUAAUCUGAAAUGCCGGACACAAAGACUAGAGAGAAAGGAUCUCGUCGAGCUGUAUUCUUGGCAACGUUUAUACCAAUCACAAUUGUGGUCAUUUUUCUCGUUCUGUGGAGACCGAUGUUGCUCCCGUACUUCUUCCGGUACGCAAAGUUGACAAUUUCUGAAUAUGUGAAUGACAAACAGAGGUUUUUGGACAACAAACUAGAGAUUGCACUGAAAGAAUGGAGAAUGUAUCAACUGGAACGCCAAUUUGGACAAGAAUGGUGCAAAAAGAAAGUAAAACUACGAAGUGACGUGACGUGGUUGACUGCGAUGGUAAACGACGAUUUCGCCGUUCCUGCUUUGGUUUUAGGUCACUCUAUUCGCACUUUUUCUUGUCAACAUAACAUGAUUGCGUUUGUUUCAAACGGGGUGAGUGCGGGUGCACGAAAAGCCCUUGCGAGUGUUGGCUGGGACACUCGUUUGGUUGAAGGAAUGGAUUGUGACUGGCUUGAUGCAAAAUUGGGUAGUAAGCGAAAUACUGGAUUUUUUGCCAGACCAGGAGGUAGCAGAAUCAAGGGAACACACACUCGCUUCCACGCAUGGAAUUACACUGAAUAUUCUAAAAUUAUUUAUGUCGAUGCUGAUUAUAUGCUCACGACAAACAUUGACAGAUUGUUUGAUAUUCCUGAUGAUUUUGCUGCUGCUCCUGGUUCCAGACCGGGGGUACUGGAUCCGUGUUUCAAUGCAGGGCUUCUUGUAUUUAGACCAGGCACCAAGUUUUAUCAGGAAAUCAUGGACCUGUGGUGGGAAACAACAAAAAAAGACACUUGUCCAAACGAUCAGGUGUUGCUGUGGCAUUAUUAUGCAGAUGCUGGCAACUGGAAAGCUCUCCCUUAUGCAUUCAACAUCAGACGCAUAAUCUACAGGCCCUUGAAUUCAUUUCAUUUUGCCUGCUGUGUUCCUCCCAAACCAUGGUCUGCAGAGUGUAGACCAAGUAGAAAAGAAGCGGAGGCAUAUGAUGGACCAAUUUUGGUCCCUGAUGAUAUGUCGUUAGUUUUCUGGAAGAAUCUUUAUGAACUGUUAAAGAUAAAUAAUUUAGAUGGCUGGUGGAGAACAACAAAGUUCUUCCAAGCAGCUCAAGAAUUUAGUGCUAUGACUUUCUCUGACUGCCGGAAACAAAAAUCAUAAAUGUUUUGUGGAAUAAUUUACAGGAUCAACUCAGUUGAUAAAAACCAAAAUUACCUUGUCACUCCCAUUGACACAGCACAACAGUGUUUCUUACCCCCUUGAUCGUGUUAUAUUGGCUGUUUUUGAAGGAGCUGGCUAACUGGUAUGCAAAAAGUAAUCUUACAUGUUCCAAAGUUGUUCUGUUAGAUUGUUGAUUGUACAGCUGUAUAUGGUAUACACCUGAGAAAUCUCCCAUUCAUGUAUAUAACUUCAUUGCAUGCCAUUUGCCUUGUAUCUAGCACCUAGAAUACAUUUUUUUUUUAUUUAUAAUUUUUUAUUUUCCACCACUUGGCCAACUCCUGUUCUAUUAUCUGCUGGUUGCAUUCCUCAUUUUAUUCUGACAUUUCCUUUAGAAACAGAAAAAUUGUUCUGGAUAUUUAUAUCUGUUAUAAGUUUGAUGUAAAUAGUAUUUUUAUCUUGAUCAGUUCCUUACUCAGAGGUCUUUCUCAGUUUCCUUAGAAGUCAUUUAUUCACAUCAACAGCACUCCAAAUUGGGAUUGUUUUUUUAGUGGCUAAGGGACUAGAGAAAUUUUUAGGCGACAUUUUGCUGUGUAAUUUGUUAAUCUGGUAACCUGUUUUUGACGGUUAUGUAACAAGUUGUAAUUUUCUUCAAACUUACCUCUAUAGUAUGAAGUUAAAGGGAAAUAAACAUUUUUAUUAAAUUGUU
Messenger RNA from Stylophora pistillata, 1946 nucleotides. Its product is annotated as glycogenin-1. Lineage: Eukaryota; Metazoa; Cnidaria; Anthozoa; Scleractinia; Pocilloporidae. The record is from RefSeq and is a predicted model, not a curated record. Gene Ontology annotation, molecular function: glycosyltransferase activity.